GGAUAUCAACAUUCAUCCCUUUCUCAUCGGCUGAUGUGGAGCUACGUCACUACGCGCUCUCACUCUCACUCUCACCUUCACUCCCAAGUUGCCAGUUUCUCGCUUGAUGGUCCUUAUUCACUCGCGCAGAUUUGGAGCGCCCGCUUUCUGAGAGAGAUUGCCCUUGCGUUACUCACUAAUGCUCCUUCCUUAUCCUUACUCCACCUUCACACGUCACUCGUUCUACACCUACUCAGAUGCUGUUCGGUCUUCUCCUGCAAAUCACAGCGCUUGCGACUGCAGCUGUGGUCAAGCAUAAACCAAAUUCUGACUAUGUCUUCACCUGCAAUACUCCCAUUCCCCCUCUCCCCAACGGGACCAUGGUCACGAGCUGGGCGCAGUAUCUCGAUUCGACUGGUGACGAUCUCGACUCGGGCGGCCAGGGUGCUGUUGAUCACUUUGGUGGCCCUGCUGGUAAAGCUCCGUUGAAAUGGCCUCGUAACUCAGAGAACAUGGCUAUUGUCCCUUACUGCUAUUAUAACGAGCAUGAUCGCGAUGCGGCCCACGAGGUAAUCGAGGCCGCUAUCAACAAGUGGAUGAGUUACAUUGGUCCUCCGGGAAAAGAAUCCGGCCACGCCAUUAAUUUCGAAGAGCUCCUGGAUAAGGGACAGCCAGUAUACUGCUACGAGCCGAACCCGAACGAUUCAGACCCUGACUUCCCCUGGUUUUAUAACAAACAUCUGACUAACGAGAUCGUAACGAUCAUGGUGAACAAGGGAGCGGCCGGUUGGGGGGCUGGUGUAGGUCUAAGGGCUGACCAGUCGCAUCCGUGGGGGAACAUGUUCUACGUCCCGGAUACAGGUGAACUUGUGAACGUGGAGUGGGCGGCUAUGCACGAGCUUGGUCAUGUCAUGGGUAUGGCGCAUGAACACCAGCGUGCUGAUAGAGACGACUAUAUCGUGGUCAGGCCCGAGUUAUUGGAUGAUUUCGAACAGUGCUACGAGCGCGCCCACGCAAAGAACGCUAGAGUAACCAAAGAAAAUGUAUGCGCCUCCCUGAGAUAUGCACUUCGGAACGAGUGCGUGUGCAAAGAUAUCAUCAAAGGCAUGGCCGAAUUCUACCUCCCUCUCUUUAGCUUCGACAAAUACGACAUCGACAGCAUCAUGCAUUACCCGAGCGCCCUUGGGGGUACAGUCAAUUGCCAACUGUACAGCGGCGAGGAGGACACUGCUGAGUGUCCUAUUCAAGUCUACAAGAACUUUGAGGAUCAUAGCCAAGGGACUACGAAGCUGACGCCGAACUUGAAACCGUCUGCUCAGGAUAUAGCGUGGGUUAAGAAGGUCUACGCUUGGGAUGACAAGGGUGGAACAUAGGGUGCGGCGGAGUCAUUGGCUACCGUCGCAACGUCUUUGGUAGCUACCUGAAGCUUCGAGCCGUUACGUGGGAGCAGCGGUAGAAAGGUACUCGGGAAUACUGAGCAAGAUCAGCAAAGCUCUUCCGUUUUCUUAGGAUAGCAAACGAUAUAACUCAGAACGGACUAUGACUUUCACAGUUCAUAGCUCAUUCAUGUCGGAGUCCAUCUCUGAAUAGUAAAAACAAUUACCAAAGCAAAUUAUCUCA
Messenger RNA from Alternaria rosae, 1599 nucleotides. RefSeq lists its product as uncharacterized. The record is from RefSeq and is a predicted model, not a curated record. The transcript has 4 exons. NCBI's taxonomy places the organism in Eukaryota, Fungi, Ascomycota, Dothideomycetes, Pleosporales, Pleosporaceae. Gene Ontology annotation, molecular function: zinc ion binding; metalloendopeptidase activity. Gene Ontology annotation, biological process: proteolysis. The coding region runs from base 237 to 1352 and encodes 371 amino acids.